Endocarpon pusillum Z07020 is the source of this 2811-nucleotide messenger RNA. RefSeq lists its product as uncharacterized. The coding region runs from base 1 to 2811 and encodes 936 amino acids. Gene Ontology annotation, cellular component: cytoplasm; endoplasmic reticulum; ER to Golgi transport vesicle membrane. The record is from RefSeq and is a predicted model, not a curated record. NCBI's taxonomy places the organism in Eukaryota, Fungi, Ascomycota, Eurotiomycetes, Verrucariales, Verrucariaceae. The transcript has a single exon. Gene Ontology annotation, biological process: intracellular protein transport; transcytosis; endoplasmic reticulum to Golgi vesicle-mediated transport.
AUGCUACGAAUCCUCGAAUCUCAAGCUCCAGUGAAGCAGACAGCCACAGAUACGAUAAGUAUCUUGAGCGGUCGGCUACAGAGUGCCACCCUUCUAGAGGAUCGUCGAGCUGCAAUACUAGGACUACGAAGCUUUGCGAAGCUCUACCCAGCAUCAGUCGCAUCCGGAGCCCUGCGGGAUCUCAUUGCUUGCCUGAGAAGAGAUGGGGAUGAUCUGGACACCAUCAAGGUCGUUCUGGAAACCUUGUUGAUACUUUUUAAUCCGGAUGAGAAGAGUCCAGAAGCUUCAGAUGAGAUAGCCUUAUGGCUUGCAGAUGAAUUUACCCAACGUCAAGACAAUAUUACAGCCCUUUUGGACUUGCUCGAGUCGAAAGACUUCUACCCGAGACUCUACUCCCUACAGUUGAUAUCCCGGAUUGCGACAGCAAGACCAGAGAGGACACAGGAGAGUAUCUCUACGGCGCCUUUGGGGGUGUCCCGCCUAGUAGCAGUUCUAGACGAUAAAAGGGAAGCAGCUCGAAACGAAGCUUUGCUAUUGCUAGUAGCCCUGACGCCAUCUUCUGCCGAGCUACAAAAGGUUGUUGCUUUCGAGAAUGCGUUUGAUCGGAUCUUUGCUCUUAUCGACGCUGAGGGCUCUUUGACCCAUGGCUCUAUGACAGUUCAAGACUGCUUGACUCUACUUGCCAAUCUCUUGAAGUUGAAUGUCUCCAACCAAUCCUACUUCAGAGAAAUCGGCUGUGUAUCAAAACUUGCCCGUCUUCUUGCUGGGGUUGCUGAAGAAGAAGAAGAAUCAAAAGAUGGUGUAUCUGACUGGGCCAAGCCACAGAGAGACAUGAAUGUCUGGGGCCUGUUAGCGAUUGUGCAGCUUCUCCUGAUUCAUGGUGCUCAAGGUACGCCGUUAAAUCAAGACGCGUGCUGGAAGAGCAGUAUAGUGCUGCAGGUUCUUCAUCUUUCUUUCAGCUCGACAUUUGGGGUCGGCAUACGCGCCAAAGCUUUAUCAACCUGCGCCGAUUUGAUCCGUGGCAAUGCCACAUUGCAAGAGAAGUUUGGAGAUCUCAAUGUGCCCAAAGGCCAUCCCGAAGCAUUUACAGAAUCCAACAACCAGCCACUUCCUAAUGGUCAUCCAACCACGAAUGUAAUCGAAGCUCUCCUCGAGUUGACCCUGGAGCCCGCCCCAAUCAGCCUGUUCGACGUUCGCCUAGCAGCCUGUGAAUGCGUAAAGGCAUUCUUCACAGGUCACAAAGGCAUUCAAGCUCAUGUACUACGUAGGGCGAUUGAAGGCCACAAGAGUGGCGAGGAUGAGAUUCCAAACAUUCUGACAGUCUUGAUCAGUCCCAAUGACUCAAGAGCAACAUCUGAUCCAUAUCAACCAUGGAUGGCUUCGGUGUUAAUGUUCCAUUUGUUGUAUGAAGACUCGGACGCAAAGGCCAUUGCUUUAGCCGUCUCUGAGGGCAACGCAGACAAAGGCGAAGAGGUUAUAAGUUUUGUACAGAGCAUUGCCAGCAAGCUGAUUGCAGGAUAUCAGCAACAAGAGGAUGAGCGAAUAUUGGUCGGGUAUCUAAUGCUUCUUUGUGGGUGGCUAUUUGAAGAUCCUGAUUCAGUGAACGACUUCCUCGGCGAAGGUUCUUGUGUAUCCACUUUGAUUCAAGCUGCGAGAGUGAGCAGUCAGAGUAUGCCUCUUGCUGCUGGCUUGGGUAUCUUCUUACUUGGCAUCAUCUACGAAUUUUCGACCAAAGACUCUCCCAUUCCAAGAAGUAAGCUGCACAACUUACUCGUAUCUGCUCUUGGUCGAGAAGUGUACAUUGACAGGCUCACAAAGCUUCGCGAGAAUCCUAUCUUGCGGGAUUUCGAGGUGCUUCCACAAUGUGCCAGGACUGGCUCAGAAAGUGGCCUUCCGGAUGUGUUCCUGGAUAAAACUUUUGUGGAAUUCGUGAAGGAUCAAUUCAGUCGCAUAUUACGUGCAGUUGAUCGUGAUCCAGCUUUCGAAGUCUCUGUGGUAAGUAAUGGUGUUCAGAAGGGUAUUUCAAGGGAGUUAGUGGACAGCCUAAAAGCGCAAGUGGACGAGAAGACUAACACGCUUCAAAACCUCGAGUCAGAAAUGGUGCUCUUGAACCGUAGAAUAGAACAAGAGGAGCUGGACCACCGUCGCACGAAGGACUCGUCCGCUGUCGAGCUAGCAAGAAUCAAGCAGAUCAAUGACAGUCUCCACAAGAACCACGAAGAAGAAUUGAAAGUUGUCCAUGACGGAUUUGCACGUCAGCGAGACGAACUGAUCAGACAGUACGAAACGCAACUACAGAAUCUGGACGCACGAUUGCAGCAAUCAAUUGCUGAGAACGAAGAAAAGGCUAACAAGAUUCGUGAGAGAAACGAAGCUGAGAUUGGUGACUUAAGAAUUACAGUGCAGCGCUUAGAAGCUCAGCUUGAGAAGGCGAGUAGAGACCAUGUGCAAGAUCUUCAGACAGCCAACGAGGAGUACGUCAGCAAGGCAGAGACUUUAGAAAACCGGGCGAAGCGUGCUGAAGAGAAAGUUGAGGAGCUCGAAGACAUGAUCAAAACCAUCAGAACUGCUCUUGAAGGAGCAAGGUCGGAGCGGGACAGUCUCAAGAUUCGGGUUGACGAGAAGGAAACAGCUCGAAAAGAAGUGCAGACUGAGCUUGAUGACCUGUUGAUUGUUUUUGCCGACCUCGAGACCAAACGAGCACAAGACAAAAAGCGUCUGAAAGCACUAGGUGAGCCUGUCUCGGAAGGGGAGGAUUCUGAAGAAGUGGAAGAUGAUGCCGACGAUGAAGACAGGCCUGAACCUGACUGA